Molecule: messenger RNA, 660 nt
Organism: Trametes versicolor FP-101664 SS1
Lineage: Eukaryota; Fungi; Basidiomycota; Agaricomycetes; Polyporales; Polyporaceae
Exons: 1
Source: RefSeq, a predicted model, not a curated record
CUGCUACUGUGGAUCAGAGACUCGCCCAGUCCGCAAAUAAUUCGCGAUCGGCUGUUGUCCGAUGACACCUUCCGCGCAUCACUCAUCCUGUGGCUCGAAAGUUGCCAAAAAGGCGAAUACUCCCUGUCUUCUGAAUCAGAUAUUCGUGCGUCUUUGGCUCACCAACGCCGCGCACAUCAGACCCACAGCAGUGAGGAUCUGGACGACAUUGAAGGAGACGGCGGUACGUUCCGCGACCCAGCGACGGUGCUGCCUACGCCACCGCCGCCUGACGCGGACGACCCCGCACUUCGCGAAUGGUAUUCAUCUGUUUGCAGGGACACCGACGAAGUCGUCUAUCUUUCUAACAGACAUGAUCGUAAGCACACAAAGGGUUGCCUUCGGGGCAAAAUCCCCAACCAAUACUGCCGCGCUCGCUUUCCCCGUGAGACUCGUCCCGAAACUUUAGUCGAUCCCGAGAACGGCGCGUUGCGCUUCAAACAAAGCGACCCUUGGCUCAACAUGUACAACAUCGUAUUAUCGUUUCUUAUCCGUUGUAAUACUGACGUCUCCUCCCUUCUCUCAGGCACUCAAGUCCGUGCUGUUAUCGCAUAUGUGACCGACUACAUCACCAAAGCACAAUUGAAAACCUAUUCCGUUUUCGAGGCGGUGAAGUCUGUU